GCGCGUCGUUGCCCCGCACGGUGGGGCGCUGAUAUAUCUGAAGACUAACAAUACAGUUUGAGAGGCACAACAGCCAGACACGUGCCGCUAAAACUGUGGCUUAACAAGGAGUUACAAGCCAGGACGAUUGCGCUGUUGUUUUUUGUGUUUUCAAUCAAACUCUGAAGCAGCUCGAGCUGUUGUUCUUGGAGCGCGUACAGUUAUCCGCUUGACUUGGUGCGGACGCAGGGGCGGAAGCCCUAGGAGUGUUGCCCCACGUUGUUGUUGCUGUCACUGGAAAUCGUUAACAAACAGUAGAGAAUAGAAAAUAGCAAAAAGCUAGCGAGUAUGUCACGAAUUGUGUAAAGACCAAGAAACCAAGAGACAAACACCUGAAACACACACCUGGCGCCUGGACGCAGGAUUUAGGCUAGACGCAUGGACAAAGGCACAAUGAAGCGCAAGCAGCGUAGAUACAGAACCACCUUCAACACACUGCAGCUGCAGGAGCUGGAGCGCGCCUUCCAGCGCACGCAUUAUCCGGAUGUGUUCUUUCGCGAGGAGCUGGCCGUGCGCAUUGAGCUGACGGAGGCGCGCGUUCAGGUCUGGUUCCAGAAUCGACGCGCCAAAUGGCGCAAACAGGAGAAGCUAGGCGCCGCCGGCGACUACAAGGAGGACGCCCAACUCGAGCUGGAUGUGGCGUUCGAUGAUAGCGCUGUGCUGGGCCAGCUGGACAGCGCCUUGGCUGGCGGCGGCACCUUGCUGCCGGAUACGCCGCCGCAGUCUUCCAAUUCGCUGGACAAUGAGCUGAAGGCGCCCUACGGCACGGGCGGGCUCUCGCCCUCCAGGCUGUCGCCCAACAUUUUUCUCAAUCUGAACAUUGAUCAUCUGGGCCUGGAACGCGGCGGCAGCGGUCUGUCCAUGGAGUGGUCCACCUACCCGCCGUCCACACAGCCGGAGCAGCAUCAGCCGGAGCAGCAGCAGCAACAGUUGCAGGCGUCGCAGCAGCAACAGUUGCAGGAGUCGCAGCAGCAACACGUCUGCACGCUGCAGCAUCAGGCGCUGUCGAGCGCAUUUGGCGCCUCACUCGAUCUGGACAUGAACGAGGGCUACGAUGAGAUGAAAUUUCUCAGCGUGGAUCAGUUUACGAUCGAUAGCUUCAAGGCGGACUGCAUACUGAGCAUGGAGCACAGCCUGGCGCUGGAUGACAAGCAGCAUGACGCCUCCGCCGCCUGCCACUCCGCUGCCUAUGAGGCUCCGUCUCUGGCCACGGACAAUGCUGCACUGCAUUCGCUCUGCCUGGACGGCAUGAGUCUCACGCCCAACUUUGGCGGCCUCUCACUGCUCUCCGGCCAUCUGACGGACGAUGUCACGUCCGCGGAGGCGUCACCCAAAUCGCCGCCAUCGCUGCUGGUGCUGGACAAGACGCUGCCCUCGUUGAGCAUCGGUGUGGAUGGCAUCAGUGAACUGGUCGAGCAGCUGCAUCAUCAUCAACAUCAUCAGCUCAAUCAUCAUCAUCAUCAUCAACAUCAUCAUCAUCAUCAUCAUCCACACGAUGUCGGAGUUGGGGGAAGCGAUGUAGUCUAACCGGAACAUUUUUAUUAACCUAGACAAAUUCUAAGCAUAGUUAAUGUUGUACGAUUCUAGCUGUAAUCCUGGCCCGAAUACUGGGCCUCAUACUCUUUUCAACAUGGAUGGGAUUUGACGUAAGUUCACCU
Messenger RNA from Drosophila novamexicana, 1697 nucleotides. It is a transcript of the gene Pph13, whose product is annotated as homeobox protein OTX2-B. NCBI's taxonomy places the organism in Eukaryota, Metazoa, Arthropoda, Insecta, Diptera, Drosophilidae. Bases 418 to 1566 code for a protein of 382 amino acids. Gene Ontology annotation, molecular function: DNA-binding transcription factor activity, RNA polymerase II-specific; RNA polymerase II transcription regulatory region sequence-specific DNA binding. The transcript is spliced from 3 exons. Gene Ontology annotation, biological process: regulation of transcription by RNA polymerase II. The record is from RefSeq and is a predicted model, not a curated record.